ACAGAAAUCAAAGUAAACCUGCUAUAUUUUCGUCAGGGAAAUGGAAGUAAUUUAUAUCAAACGUUGUUAACAAAUUGUAUAUCUGUGUGGGCCACAGCCAACACUCCAAGUCGGCGUUCAUAUUCGGUUUUAGAGGGGCUGGCAACGGCCAUCGCCGCAGCCGCAGCUGCAGCCGCAACUGUUGUCCUGGGAUACACAAAAGGAUUUGCAGACGCCCAGGAGUAAAUACGCCAGCAUAACGCGAUAGGCGGAAACGAAACAAAACUGCACAGCGGCAGUUGAAAUUGAUUGAAAGAACAACAAAAACGGAAAGGUGGGUGAGCAUCCAAGAAGGAGGAGAAGAAGGCAUCCAAGAAGGAGGAGAAGGCAUCCUGGCAGGAGAAAUCCUGAGAAAUCAAGGCAAACGUUUGAUGUGCAGCCGCGCGAAGACGUCGACGUGGCAGCCAAACAACCAAAAGAGAGCAAGCAAAGGACCCCAGAUCUGAAUCCCACUCCACCCAAUCGGAAACCCACUCCACCAGCCACUACCCACUUUGAAGGACCUAUUCAAAUAAGCGGAUACCACCAUGUCGCAAACCCAAUUCGAUUCCGCCUCGGAGAGUGUAGAUGGCCCGCCCGAAACCUUCAGCAACGAUGAGCCUCGCGUUGUCUGGCUGAAGACGAUUAUUUCCAACCUGCUGGGAGUGUUUGAACCCAAGUAUGUGAAUGCCACGAUGAACGCAAAUAUGCCCGCCGUGGACGCUUUCUUCCAGCGACGCUACGAAACGCAAGACGAUCUGGACUUCGUGGUCUUGUUCGUGUGGCGCACCUUCUACGACAAGCUUAUUGAGGAGGAGAUAACGGUGCUGGAGGAGGUACCACGCCCACCGCCCACAGUGCCCGAUAAGAAGGGCAAGGGCAAAAAGAAGGGCGAUGCUCGGAUGGCGGGCGGCAAGUCCGCCGGCAAAGCUGGUGCAGCCGCAGGAGCAGCCGGGAAAGGACGCAAAAAGGCAGGACAGGAUCAGGCAGCUCCAGCCGCUGGUGGAGAUCAAGAGCACGCCGAGGAGGUCAACACUGGUGGGGAAACCACCGAUGCCGAGGUGGAGGGUGAAUUGGAGGGCGAGGAGGAGGCCACAGUCGCUGGGAGCGGAAAGAGCUCAGCGCGAUCCCGCCGAUCCAAGAAAAAGAAGAAGCCCAGCUAUGUCCCCGUCUACGUGGAAGUGAAGAAACUGGUGCCAGCGUACGUAAAGACCCCACAAAUACACUGCCACUUCGGGAAGAUGGAGUCCGAAGACCUGGACCCGAAAAUAAAAUACAUAUAUAUUCUUCGGAAAAACAGGAGGGAGAUACCAUGGUUCGAUGAGAUACCGACUUGCUUCGCACAAAUGCCGCUGUACUUCCUGAUUGGAACUGUCCGUGGGUCACUCAUCAACUCGCUUCGCGAUGACUUUAACUUGGUUUACAAGAGCGCCAUUCAAUUUCAAUUUCGCGAACCGGCCACAGCGGAUAGCCAGCAAAUGGACAGUUAUGAAGGGCAGCAGGCUGGAGGUUCCAGAGAAGGAGGAGGAGGCGGCGACGCCGGCGAGGAUAUAUCCAGCGAGGCCAAGGAAUCGGGGCCGGGUCUAUUGGAGCUAUCCAAACCAUCGGAAUUUCGUUUGAGAGCGCUUAAACAACAAAAGAAGAAGAAGGAACAGGAGGCAGCGGCCAAAAAGGCGAAGGCCAAGAAACCGGGCACGGAAGCCACGGAGGAAGAUGAAGAAAGCGACGCCCACAAAAUCGAGGCCCACGUAUCUUCCUCCGACGAAGAAGUGGAAGUUAAGGUCGAAAAGCUUACGAUUGCUCAGCGUUGGGAGAAGAUGCUCAGUGAGACGAAGGCCAAAGUGGAGGCGGAGCAUGCUGCAGAGGAGGCCACGCCCCCGCGAAUCACUCCCAUUCAGAGGCGUCUGCUCAAGGAAAUCGAGGAGUUCCAGGGUGAAAUCACAUGGACCAUCAACCACAUAGUCUGGGCCUUUAGCCUGCCAUCCUCGUACAUUCUUCCUGGUCAGGAGGAGACCGAGUUCGAGGACGCCAUCAUCCGGGUGCCCGUCGACCCAAAAAGACUGGACCUGGUGAUCACCUACACGCAACAGCAGCUGGAGGAAGUGGUCGAUGGUUGGAUUAAGUACUUGAAGAAGACGAUGAAGUCGCUAACGGCUGCCAAACUGGAUGACUUUACGCCGAUGGCUGAGCAUCGCUAUUGGCACAAGAUGGAGGUGGAGCUUUAUGGCACUUUGGAGCAGUUAAAAACUGAAUUCGUGGUGGCCGUUCUGCAACGACUGGCUGAUGAUAAGUCCCCGGUUUUGGCCGAGUGGCAACAAGUUUUGGAGAGAACCGAAGCUCGCUUCAAAUUGGCCAAGGAGAACUCAGACUAUUUGGGUACCAUUACAGACUAUUUGGAGAAAGUGCGCAGCUAUGAGAGCUUCAAGAUGGUGGUGCUCCAGAUCCCCAACAUAAUGGUUGGACUGCGCCACAUCUGGACCAUGUCCAGCCACUUUUGCCGUGAUCCCGAGAUGCAGGUCCUGCUCUGCCAGAUCUCGAAUGUGUUCGUCCAGAAGGUGAAGAGCAUCAUCAACUUCGAGAACAUAUUCAAGUUCUCUGCGACCUACACCUACGAGACGGCCACAAACUGCGCCAACCUGCUGCGCUGCUGGAAGCAGGCCUACAAGCUCAGUCGCCAGCACAUCGAGGAUUCCGGAGCCGGAUCCCGCUGGGAAUUCGACAGUGUGGCGCUCUUCAACGAGGUCAACCACAUCCAUCGCGUGGCAGUGGACAUUGCCUAUGUGGGACGAGUGUUUGUCCAGUACGAGAAUCUAUUUGGGCAUCGGCUAAAGGCUUGCAUUGCGGAUCCCUCAAUUGUGGACAACCUGAUGCGCAAGGUGUAUCGCAUGCUUGACGAUCUGAUCAAGAGCGUGGACUACGACAUGUUCAGGCCAGGAAAUUGGGAGAACUGGGAGUACUCGCUUGAGAUGUUCAACAAGCGACUGGACAACGUGGAGAACGAGGCCAAGAACGUCAUCGACCAGAGCAUCAACUCGCUGCUGUCCUCUGAGAAGGGUCUGGAUCUGGUCAUCAAUGCCAUGAACAUCGACACGAGAGCUGGUCUCCAGGAGUUUGUGUCCACCAAACAUGAGAACCUCCUGCGCUUCUUUGUGACCGAGAUCAAUGCUGUAGAACGGGUUUUCACGAAAUUGAAAAAAUCUCCACCCAUGGCCAAGCACCAACCGGCCAAAAUAAGUGCCAUAUUCUGGGCCCGCUUGCUUGGCAAGAAGCUCAAGACCUCCGUACUGGCGUUCAAGAAGGUGGAGGAUGAGCCGGCUAUCCAAAACAGCUUCCUGAAGCGUAGCUCUUUUAAGCAGUACUUCGAGCUGAUGACCGUAAUGUUCCAGUUUGAAAAGGUGCUCUUUGAGAACUUUAUACAGAACGCCACGUACUUGGUAAACACCACGAACCGUUCGAACGUGCUGAGCAUUCGCAUUUGCAGGGACACUACAAUGUCCUAUAUAUCGGAUGCCGUCCAAACCCUAAAAGCAAAGCCGCGGGAACUGCAGAUGGGUAGUUCGAGGCGCGUUACGCCCGUGAAAUCGAGUCUUAUGCCCGUGCAAUCGGAAGCUUUUAGUGCAUACAGUCUCGCCGAGUCGGGAACGGAUCUGAGUUCCUCCUCGGAAGAUGAAGCCUUGGUGGUGGGCGAUACAUCCCAAAAGAGGCUAAUGUGUCGCAUAAACCGGUUGACCGUGCUGGUGGCCAUGAUUAUGUGGAUGGUCAGUAAUACGCGAAAAGCCAAUGUUCAACUGCAGGAGUGCACGGCCUUUAUAAGAAUGGUCAAGGAAAAGAAGCCUAAAGAUGUUACGGCUAUGGAUAAGCACUGUGUAAGGACAUGCGAAUUACUCCAGCGGGCCGAGUCCCAAUAUCUCCUACCCAUUUGGCGCGAACUAGUGGAGGACAAAACCCUUAUCGAGUAUGACAUGGACUUUGUGGUCAAUUUAAAAAGGGACGUCUUCGAUGUCCUAUUUGAGGCUCAGCAGUUCGAGCACUUGGGCUUUACGCUACCCGCUGUUCUCCGCACUGCUAUAAUGAAGAAAGAUCUACUUUUUAAGGACUACGAAAGGAUGACAGAGGUGAUCGCGAAGUACCGGGCAAUCAUCAACAACCUCUCUAUGUCCGAGGUGAUCUUCCUGCGGGGUCACAUCUACGACACCGAACUGUUUAUUCAAAUGGGAGUGGGCCGAUACACUUGGACCUCUUUUAACAUUGGAAAAUUCUGUGAUCAAAUCAACUCCCAGCUGCGCAAGCUUACCUCUAUAGUGUCCCAAAUCAAUUUCAUCCGCCUGGACUUGCGCUCUCGCAUCGAAAUGAUAAAGAAUUUCAAUUUGUUCAACCUUGAUGACGAACUCAAGACUGAGAGAAGAUCUACGUCCUCUGACAGUAAGCGAUCGUCAGGCGCGCAGGAUCCAAAGAAGUUUUCCCAAAAGUUCAGAUCGGUCACUGGCGAAACUGUGACCAUGUUUACAAUCGAAAAAGACGUGCCCGCGGAAGAGAAAGCGGAACAAAUCUGCGGCUCCGGUAUAUAUCCGUGCCAGGGCUAUUUUGAACUUCUGGAGGCAUCACGCAAUCGAAAGGCGGCGCAGAUGAAGAAGCUUUAUGAUUCCCUAGGUCCAGUUCUCGUUAAGUUGGAGAGCUUAGUACUGGGCACUUUUUCAGGCAGAUCGGACCGGAUGAAGACAUACUACGAGUACUGGGAAGAGGAGACAUUCAAGUGUAUUGUUGACAUGACAUAUCAGAAUCUGAAGUGCUAUAUCAACCGCCUACUCUCGAAUAAGCCCAUGUUUGAGGUCAACGCAGUGCUCCUAAUGUCAGAGAUUGUUCUGGAGCCUUCAGUACAGGAGCUGCAAAACACCAUUGUGAUCGCCACAAAGGACUAUAUCUCGAGGUUGAGAAUCUUUACGCGCUGGAUGACCGGCACUUGCAUCGCCUGUCCUCUGGUAGAAAUGGGUAAACAGUUCAAGUACAACUACACCUACUAUGAGGACAUUAUCCAGAUCAGAUCCAUUGUGGAUUUGGUCAUAAACAUUCACGAUUUGGCUGUAAGAGUUGCCAACGAAGCCAGAGGAUUUGUAUCUCAAUUCCGCAAGUACUUCAAUCUGUGGGCCUUUGAAAAGGGCUUCAUUUGCCAGAAAUUCUUGGAGAAGCAGGUGACGCUCAUCGAAAUCGAUGAGAAAUUUACAUUUUACUCGUCCAUUGUGGAAACGCUGGCCAACACCCGCAAGUACCAGGACAUAAAGUGUGUGCGCAUAAAUUUGCAGCCCUUGCUGGAGAGCAUAACGCAACAUGCCAAGGAUUGGUGCACCACACUGGGCGAGGAGCUGUUGCGCCAUGUCAACGACAACAUGAGGGCAAUGCGUAACGAAAUCAAAACCCUCAGCCUGAAUCUCAACAAGACGACACGCGAGCUGGAGGACUUCAAGUUGGUCAUGACCACCAUUGCUACGGUGCAGUCGACGACGCUGUCUAACGAGCAGAAAAUACACGAAAUGCAAGAGACCUUCACCAUUCUCAGUGAGCAUAAAAUAAUGUUCCCCUACGAGGACAUGCUGAUGGCCCACCACCUGGAGAAGCGCUGGAAAAGGCUGUUCCUAUCGGCCCUGUAUCGCUACGAGAAGCUGCAACCAAUUAAGCAGAAAUUCGCCGACAUGACUUCCGUCGAAAUCGAUGAGUUCUGCGAUGAUUUGGCCGACUUUAUCAAGGAUUACGAUGAGAACGGACCCGGUUCUGUGGGUCCCGAACUGGAACGAGGCGUGCGCCUAAUGGAUCCCUAUGGCCAGAAAAUUGCCGAGCGAGAGUUACGACGCGAGGAGUUGGCCAAUGCAGAGCGGCUCUUCGACAUGGCCAUGGUCGAUUACCACGAGUUUGCGCGGGUCCAAACUGAGUUCGAGGGAUUGCAGCAGCUGUAUAGACUUUACAAGGCGCAGAAGUUCGCUCGCGAGGGCUGGGGCAAGACCUUGUGGGCCGAUCUGGAUCCCAACGUGCUGACUGAGGGCGUUGAGAGCUAUCUGAAGGAGUUCCGGAAAUUGACCAAGGCGGUGCGCACCCUGCCAGUUGGCGUGCAGCUGGAGAUUCACAUGAAACAGUUCAAGGGCACAGUACCGCUGAUGGUUAGCCUCAAACAUGAGGCGCUCAGGGAACGCCAUUGGCUGCAGUUGAUGGAUAAGACGGGCCAAUAUUUUGACAUGUCGCCGGCUCGUUUCACCCUUGAGAACAUGUUCGCCAUGCAGCUGCACAAGUACCAGGAAAUAGCGGAGCAGAUCCUCACCAAUGCCAUCAAGGAGUUGCAGAUCGAGCGAGGUGUCCAGGCGGUCAUUGAGACCUGGGCGUCGAUGGCCUUCAAGACCUUCAAGCACUACAAGGGCUCCGAUGACCGCGGUUGGGUGCUCGGACCAGUGGAUGAGAUCAUGCAGAUACUCGAGGACAAUGCGAUGAACCUACAGUCCAUGGGAGCCAGUCAGUUUAUUGGCCCCUUCCUGGAGACGGUGAACAAGUGGGAGCGCACCCUGGCCCUCAUCUCGGAGAUCAUCGACGAGUGGCUGGUGGUGCAGCGCAAGUGGCUCUACCUGGAGGGGAUUUUCAUAGGCGGCGAUAUUCGCACCCAGUUGCCGGAGGAGGCGCGGAAAUUCGAUGACAUUGACAAGUCGUACCGCAGGAUCAUGGUCGAUUGUGCCAAAAAUCCGUUAGUGGUGCCAUUCUGUACAGUACCCGGUCGCUUAGUGGAAAUACAGGGCCUGGGCAUUGGCUUGGAAAAUUGUCAGAAGUCGUUAAACGAAUAUUUGGACUCGAAGCGUCGCAUUUUUCCGCGUUUCUAUUUCAUAUCCACCGAUGAGCUGCUCUCCAUCCUGGGCAGCAGUGAGCCAUCUGCAGUUCAGAACCACAUCAUUAAGAUGUACGACAAUAUCAAGUCGCUGCGUUUGGUCAAGGAGGGCAGCCAGACGAUUGUUACCGCCAUGAUUUCCAGCGAGGGCGAGGUCAUGGAGUUCCGGCAUUCUGCCCGGGCAGCGGGACGCGUGGAGUACUGGAUGAACGAUGUGCUGGAUGAAAUGCGCCGCUCCAAUCGCUUCAUAAACAAGACGGCCAUCUACGACUUUGGCACAGAUCUGCAAAUUUCAAGGCCCGACUGGCUAAUGAACUACCAGGGAAUGGUGGGCCUGGCUGCGAGUCAAGUCUGGUGGACGGCCGAGGUGGAGGAGGCCUUCGACCAGGCCCAGAACCACGGCAACAUGCGCGCCAUGAAGGACUUUCUGGGCAAGAACAACUACCAGAUCGAGGAGCUGGUCCUCAAGGUGCGGUCCAAUCUUUCCCGCAACGAUCGACUGAAGUUCAAGGCUCAGUGCACCGUGGACGUCCAUGCGCGGGACAUCAUUGAUAACUUUGUGCGAGACAAUGUCCUGGAUGCCAGCGAAUUCAGCUGGGAGAGCCAGCUGCGUUUCUACUGGGUCAAGUUCUACGACAACCUGCAUGUCCUCCAGUGCUCUGGUAGCUUUGACUUUGGCUACGAGUACAUGGGUCUCAAUGGUCGCCUGGUCAUUACUCCCCUCACGGAUCGUAUUUACCUGACCAUCACCCAAGCGCUGCUCAUGAAUCUUGGAGGAGCUCCUGCAGGUCCAGCUGGAACUGGCAAGACUGAGACUGUCAAGGAUCUGGCCAAGGCCAUGGGGCUUCUCUGUGUGGUCACUAACUGCGGCGAGGGAAUGGACUACCGGGCAGUGGGCACCAUACUCUCUGGCUUGGUUCAGUGCGGAGCUUGGGGAUGCUUCGAUGAGUUCAACCGGAUAGACAUCUCGGUACUCAGUGUGAUAUCCACCCAGUUGCAGACCAUCAGAAAUGGUUUGAUAAGGAAACUGGAUCGGUUUGUGUUUGAAGGCGUUGAGAUACAUUUGGAUCCCAAAUGCGGCGUGUUCGUGACCAUGAACCCGGGUUACGCUGGCCGCACAGAGCUGCCCGAAUCCGUAAAGGCCCUAUUCCGUCCAGUGACAUGUAUUAAGCCCGAUCUGGAGUUGAUCUGCUUGAUUUCCCUUUUCUCCGAUGGCUUCCUCACCGCCAAGGUGCUGGCCAAGAAAAUGACUGUGCUGUACUCCCUGGCGCAGGCACAAUUGUCCAAGCAAUGCCAUUAUGAUUGGGGUCUGAGAUCCCUUAACUCCGUGCUGCGGAUGGCAGGUGUGAUGAAACGCCAGUCGGAGGAUCUGCCCGAGGCUGUGGUCCUGAUGCGAGUGCUGCGCGACAUGAACUUCCCCAAGUUUGUGUUCGAGGAUGUGCCUCUGUUUCUCGGUCUCAUCAAGGACCUGUUUCCGGGCAUUGAUUGUCCGCGCAUUGGUUAUCCAGACUUUAAUGCCGCCGUGCGUCAUGUGCUGGUCAACGAUGGCUACAUACUGCUGCCCGACCAGGAGGACAAAGUGGUGCAAAUGUACGAGACCAUGAUGACCCGGCACUCGACCAUGUUGGUGGGCCCAACAGGUGGCGGGAAAACUGUCGUCAUAAAUGCCCUGGUCAAGGCGCAGACCCACAUGGGCCUGCCCACCAAGUGCCUUGUGCUUAACCCCAAGGCCUGUUCUGUGAUUGAAUUAUACGGUUUUUUGGAUAUGGAAACGAGGGACUGGAUUGAUGGAUUGUUUUCAAAUAUAUUCCGUGAAAUGAAUAAGCCCAUCGAGCGUGAGGAGCGACGAUACGCCUGCUUCGAUGGAGAUGUGGAUGCCCUCUGGAUCGAAAACAUGAACUCGGUGAUGGAUGAUAACAAGCUGCUGACGCUGGCGAACGGCGAGCGCAUUCGUCUGGAGAACUACUGUGCCCUGCUGUUCGAGGUGGGCAAUCUGAAUUAUGCCUCGCCAGCGACGGUCUCCCGGGCAGGAAUGGUUUACGUGGAUCCGAAGAAUCUGCGCUACAGUCCGUACUGGCAGCGUUGGGUCUUCAGCCGACCCGAGGCCCAGCGGGAACUGCUUAACGACUUCUUCGAGAAGAUCAUCACACAGUCCAUAGCCUUCAUUCUGGAGGGUCUGGAUGGCACUACCCAGGGCAAUCCCCUGAAGCUGGUCAUCAUGCAGACGGACCUCAACAUGGUCACGCAGUUCUGCAAUCUCUACGACGCCCUGCUGCCCAAUUACGUAAUGGACAGCAAGAACUACGAUGAGCCCGUGCUGCAGACUUACAAUACGGACAGCUUGGAGUGUUGUUUCCUGCAGGCCGUCUACGGAUCCAUGGGCGCCUGUCUGGUGGAGAAACAUCAGGUCGUAUUCGAUGAGUAUAUGAAGCGUAUUUCCGGCUUCCCGCUGGUACAGGACACCCCGGAGAAUCCCGCUUCUGGCGGACAGUUUCCGCAAAGCAAGCCCACGCUGUACGACUACUUCUGGGACGUCAAGGAGAACGUUUGGAAGGCCUGGGAGUGGGUGGUGCUGCCGUAUACGCAUGACCCGCAGGUGAAGUUCAGCGAGAUCCUGGUGCCCACGGUAGACAACACGCGAACCAACCGAACGCUCAGCCUGAUGAGCGAGAUCAAACGACCCGUUCUGCUUGUGGGCGAGGCAGGAACAUCAAAGACGGCCACCAUCAUGCAAUAUUUGCGCAAUCUCAAUCCGAGUGUCAACGUCAUACUCAAUAUUAAUUUUUCAUCGAGAACCUCGUCGCUGGAUGUGCAGCACACCCUGGAGGCGGCCGUGGAGAAACGCACCAAGGAUACGUACGGGCCCCCGAUGGGCAAGAGAAUUGCCUGCUUUAUUGAUGACAUGAACAUGCCGCAGGUGGAUGAAUAUGGCACUCAGCAGCCAAUUGCCCUGCUGAAGCUAUUCUUCGAACGCGGCGGAAUGUACGACCGCGACAAGGACCUCAACUGGAAGAAAUUUAAGGACCUGACCUUCUACGCGGCCAUGGGAACGGCAGGGGGCGGUCGAAACGAGGUGGAUCCGCGAUUUAUCAGCAUGUUCUCCACCUACAACAUCGUGUUCCCCAACGAUGAGUCCCUCAUCCAGAUCUACUCCUCCAUCUUCAAGGGUCACAUGCAAUACGUGAAGUUCCAGGACCAAUACAUGCUCAUCGCCGACAUGAUUGUCCAUAUGACGCUGAAACUUUUUAAGAUGGUGAUUGUGGAUCUGCCGCCAACCCCCUCCAAAUUUCAUUACAUCUUCAAUCUGAAGGAUCUGUCGCGCAUCUUCGCCGGAUUGCUGCUGAUCGAACCCACUUGUUUCAAGAGCCUGAGGGACUUGAUCAGGGUGUGGCGCAACGAGUACACCAGGAUCAUCUGCGAUCGGCUGAUUGCCGACAACGACAUCGCAAACGUAAGGCGUAACCUGGCCGUGGAGGUGGGCGAGCGUUUUCCGCCAUCCUUCGAGGAGGAGCAUGGGUUUAUUGAUGCAGUGGCGGCGGAGGCAGAGGCGCAGGCUCGUCUUCUCUACGAGCCGUCCAAGGGAGAAUUAGACGCCGGUGAGGAGGAGGGCGAGGAGGAAGAAGAGGGUGAAGAGGCACCACAGGUGAUUCUUUCACUCAAGGAUUACGUCCUGCGGGAUCCGCUGCUCUUCGGGGACUUCCGCAACUUCACCAACGAAUCGGAGGCUCGAUUGUAUGAGGAUCUGCUGGACUACAACUCAGUUUACUUUCUGUUCACCGAGAUCCUCGAGGAGUACUGCGAACGGAAGCAAAAGAUGACUCUAGUUCUGUUCGAGGACUGUUUGGAGCAUUUGACUCGAGUUCAUCGCACACUGCGUAUGAAUCGCGGACAUGUGCUGCUCAUUGGAGUCGGCGGCAGUGGCAAGAAGUGCAUCACCCGCCUGGCCGCUUUUGCCGCCGAAUGCGAUGUCUUUGAGAUCACCAUUUCACGUGGCUAUAAUGAAGCCGCCUUCCGCGAGGACCUCAAGGUCCUGUACACCUUGGCGGGCGUAAAACGGAAGAAGGUCGUCUUCUUGUUUACGGGAGCACAGGUGGCAGAAGAGGGUUUCCUGGAGUUGAUCAACAACAUCCUGACGGUGGGUCAAGUACCAGCACUGUUCCCAGAUGAAGAUAAGGAUGGUAUUGUUAAUCAAGUUCGCAAGUUUGCAGAAGAAGAUGGAGUUUCUGCCUCUAAAGACGCGGUUUGGGGCUACUUCCUGCGCACCUGUGCGGAAAACCUGCACGUGGUCCUCUGUAUGUCUCCGGCUGGCGAUGCGCUGCGCAAUCGUUGCCGCAACUUCCCGGGCCUCAUUGGCAGUACCUACAUAGACUGGGUGUUCCCGUGGCCACGACAGGCGUUGUAUGCGGUGGCCAAGCUCUUCCUCACCGAGCACCGCUUGAUUCCGGCCACUCAUCGAGAGGCCAUCGUUGAACAUGUGGUCCAUGUCCACACCACUAUACAGCAGUACUCGAAGGACUAUCUGGCCAAACUGAGGCGAAACAACUUCGUCACGCCCAAACAUUAUCUGGACUAUAUAAACACUUAUAGAGGAUUGCUGGAGGAGAAGGCAAAGUUUAUCACCCAGCAACGUUCGCGUCUCGGCGAAGGCAUCAAAAAAAUCGAGGAGGCUUCCGUGCAAAUCGACGAGCUGCGUAUUAUAGUCACGGAGCAGAAGAAGAACGUGGCCGUCGCCUCGGAAGAAUGCGAGGCCAUGCUGGUAACCAUCGAGUCGUCCACGCAGAAGGCCAACGUCAAGAAGGCUGAGGCGUCGGAGAAGUCCGUUGAGGUGGAGAUAAAGGGCAAACAGAUUGCCAUUGAAAAGGACGAGGCCGAGGAGAUCCUGGCCGAGGCGAUGCCAGCCCUCGAGGAAGCCAGGUUAGCUCUAUCCCAACUGGAAAAGGCGCAGAUCACCGAGAUCCGAUCCUUUGCCACGCCCCCGGCCGCCGUGCAGGUGGUCUGUGAGUGUGUGGCCAUUCUUAAGGGCUACAAGGAGAUCAAUUGGAAGAGUGCCAAGGGUAUGAUGAGCGACGUGAACUUCCUCAAGAGCUUGAUGGAGAUGGAUUGUGAAGCGUUGACCCAGAAGCAGAUAACCACGUGCCGGCAGCACAUGAAAACUGGAAACCUGGACGACAUGGCCAAGAUCUCCGUUGCCGGUGCGGGUCUCCUUAGAUUCGUAAGGGCCGUGCUGGGCUUCUUCGAUGUGUACAAGGAGGUGAAGCCAAAGAAGGAACGCUUGGACUUCCUUGUGGAAGAACAAGAUGUGCAGAUCAAGCUGCUGAACCACUUAAACUCCGAAAUCCAGAAGCUGGAGGAGAAGCUGAACCAGUUGAACGAGAACUAUGCCACGUCGAUGAAACAAAUGCGUGCCCUCACCGAGAUGAUGCAACAGGCGGAGCGGCGCCUGAUCGCCUCCGACAAGCUGAUCAGCGGCCUGACCUCCGAGUUGAUCCGCUGGAGCAAGGAGAUGGCCAGUCUGGGUCAGCAGCUGAUCGACAGCGUUGGCGUAUGCCUGAUCAGUGCCUCCUUUUUGGCCUACACCGGUGCAUUUACCUGGGAGUUCCGCAAAGCGAUGGUCUUUGACGAUUGGUUGGAGGACAUUGUGGCUUUGGGAAUUCCUAUACAGCUACCAUUCAAGAUAGAUGGCUAUCUCACCACUGACGUGGAGAUCUCGCAGUGGAGCAACGAGGGUCUGCCGCCGGACGAGCUGUCCAUCCAGAACGGCAUCCUCACCAUGCGUGCCUCUCGCUUCCCGCUUUGCAUCGAUCCCCAGCUGCAGGCGUUGCAGUGGAUUCGCAAAAGGGAGUUUCGCAACAACCUAAAAGUGCUCUCCUUCAGUGACUUUGACUUCCUUAAGCAGCUGGAGAUGGCCAUCAUGUACGGGGUGCCCGUUCUCUUCGAGGAUGUGGAUGAUUACAUAGACCCGGUGAUCGAUGACAUCCUGCAGAAAAACAUUCGCAUUCAAGGUGGGCGAAAGUUCGUCAUGCUGGGAGACAAGGAGGUGGACUGGGAUCCCGGCUUUCGGGUCUACCUGACCACCAAGUUCUCCAAUCCCAAGUUCGACCCGGCUGUAUACGCCAAGGCACUGGUUAUAAACUAUACGGUGACCCAAACAGGACUAGAGGAUCAGCUGUUGAGCGUGGUGGUGGGCACUGAGCGACCGGAUCUGGAGGCUCAGCGCGAGUCCUUGAUCGCGCAGACCAGUGAGAACAAGCAGCUGUUGCAGCAGCUGGAGGAUUCUCUGCUCCGAGAGCUGUCCACAUCAACGGGCAACAUGUUGGAUAACGUGGAACUCAUCGAGACUCUGGAGAACACCAAGACCAAGGCGGGCGUCGUCAUGGAGCAACUGAAACUAGCAGCGGACACGGCGGCAGACAUUGAGGUUUUGCGAAAUGGAUAUCGUCCGGCGGCCAAGCGCGGAGCGGUACUCUUCUUUGCCCUCUCGGACAUGGCCACUGUUAAUAGCAUGUACCAGUAUGCAUUGGCUGCUUACCUAGACGUCUUUGUCUACUCACUGCGCAAAGCUGUGCCGGAUGCCAGUCUCAACAAGCGGCUGAACAACAUCAUUAAGACCCUGACGGAGAAUGUGUACUGUUACGGCUGCACGGGCAUCUUUGAACGGCACAAGCUGCUCUUCUCCUUCCAAAUCGCCACCAAGCUCGCCCAGCGGGAUGGCAUCCUGCUGCAAUCGGAGCUGGACUUCUUCAUCAAGGGCAGCAUUGCGCUGACCAAGAGCGAACGCGCCAAUCCCUGCAAGUGGCUGAGCGACAAGAGCUGGGAGGAUGUGCUCAAGUUGAGCUUCGAUUUCCCGGAAACUUUCGGCACCCUGCCAGACCACUUUGGUCGCUAUCUGACCGAAUGGAAGGAGUGGUUCGACUUGGAGAAUCCUGAGGAGGUGGCGUGUCCGGGCGACUACAACAUCAAAUGCAAUGCAUUCCAGAAAUUAAUGUUCCUUCGCUGCUUCCGCGUGGAUCGCAUUUUCCGGAGUAUAAAUCAAUAUAUCGUGGAAACGAUGGAUGAGUUCUAUAUCAUGCCGCCUGUGGUGAGCUUUACGGCCAUUUACGAACAGACCUCUAGCACGAUUCCGGUGUGCUUUGUUCUGAGUGCCGGUUCGGAUCCGACCAACGAUCUGAUCAAGCUGGCGGAUACUAUUGUUGGUAUGUCCAAUUUCUGCCACAUUUCGCUGGGACAGGGCCAGGAAAAGGCCGCCCUUCGCCUACUCGAUGGAGCUGUCAAACAGGGAAUGUGGCUGAUGCUGCAGAAUGGACACCUGCUCAUCAGAUUCGUCCGAGAGCUGGAGAAGUAUUUGGACCGCAUCGAAAAUCCGCAUCCGGACUUCAGACUGUGGAUAACCACGGACCCCACGCCGACUUUCCCCAUUGGAAUUCUUCAGAAGUCUUUAAAGGUGGUUACUGAGCCACCCAACGGCCUGAAGUUGAAUCUGCGCUCCACGUACUUCAAAGUGCGCCAGGAGCGCCUCGAGAGCUGCUCUCAUGUAGCCUUCCGACCGCUGGUCUAUGUGCUGGCCUUCUUCCAUGCCGUCGUCCAAGAGCGUCGCAAGUACGACAAACUGGGCUGGAAUAUAGCGUACGAUUUCAACGACACGGAUUUCGAGGUGUGCACCGAAAUCCUGCGGACAUAUCUAACACGCUGUGGCACCGGGAAGAUACCUUGGAACAGUUUGAAGUACCUAAUUGGCGAGGUGAUGUAUGGAGGACGGGUCAUUGACGAUUUCGACCGGCGCAUUACCAACUGCUACAUGAACGAGUAUAUGGGGGACUUUCUGUUUGAUGAGUUCAAAGUGUUCCACUUCUAUGAGGACGAAAACGUGGACUACUGCCUGCCGGAAGAGGACACCAUACUGAAGGAGGACUAUAUAGCGCACAUCGACAAACUGCCGCUGGUCAACAAGCCGGAUGUAUUUGGGUUGCAUCCGAACGCGGAAAUCGGUUAUUACACAAUGGCGGCACGCAACAUUUGGAACAGUUUGAUUGAGCUGCAGCCGCAGACUGGUGAGGGAACUGGAGGAAUAAGCCGCGACGACUUCAUCGACUCGGUGGCAGCCGGCAUACUGAAGAAGCUGCCACCCGCCUUUGAGACUUGGCGCAUUCGCAAACAGAUCCAGAUGAGCCUGUCACCCACCGGGGUGGUCCUUCUCCAGGAGCUGGACCGCUUUAAUCUGCUGGUCGUGCGGAUCAAGAAGACCCUGGAGCUGCUCCGCAAGGCCAUUGCCGGCGAAAUCGGCAUGGACAAUGUGCUGGACAACAUUGCCAACUCGUUGUUCAAUGGCCUCCUGCCAGCCUCGUGGAGCAAACUGGCGCCGGCGACAUGCAAACAGUUGGCCAGCUGGCUGGAGCAUUUGCGGCUCCGGGCCGUGCAAUACAAAUACUGGACGCUCUCUGGCGAGCCCCUGGUCAUGUGGCUGUCGGGACUGCAUAUACCGCAGAGUUAUCUCACGGCCCUCGUGCAGAUUGCCUGCCGCCGCAACGCCUGGCCGCUGGAUCGUUCUACGCUUUUCACCUACGUAACCAAGUUUGCGGACCCCGAUGAUGUGGAGGAGCGUCCUGUGACGGGCUGCCUUGUGCACGGUCUGUACAUCGAGGGCGGGCGCUUUGACUUGGGCGCUAAUCAGCUGGCGCGUUCCCAUCCCAAGGUCCUGGUCGAGGAGCUGGCCAUUCUCGCCGUGGAGCCCAUCGAGGCGCACCGUCUCAAGCUGCAGAAUACCUACCUUGCCCCUGUUUAUACGACAUCGUUAAGGAGAAAUGCCAUGGGAGUGGGUCUGGUCUUUGAGGCGAAUUUGGCCACUUCCGAGGAUUUAAGUCACUGGAUUCUGCAGGGCGUCUGUCUGACACUCAAUACGGAUACCUAAAAUUCCAUAAACAAGAAGACUAAGCAUUAUUCAUAUUAAUUAUUCGUAGCCGAAUUAUUUGUACAACAUUCCAGUACUUCCGUGUAAUUAAAUGUUUACAUCUUAGCUGU
Molecule: messenger RNA, 15892 nt
Organism: Drosophila rhopaloa
Lineage: Eukaryota; Metazoa; Arthropoda; Insecta; Diptera; Drosophilidae
Gene: Dhc98D
Product: dynein axonemal heavy chain 10
Exons: 47
Coding region: 567-15782 (5071 amino acids)
Biological process (GO): microtubule-based movement
Cellular component (GO): axoneme; dynein complex
Molecular function (GO): ATP binding; dynein intermediate chain binding; dynein light intermediate chain binding
Source: RefSeq, a predicted model, not a curated record